AUGAAGAAGGAGGAAAAAUUGGAAAAGAAGGUUCCACCUACUGGAACCUUUUCAGUGUCGCUAGGUAAAUAUAUCUUGAUUGCUGCUCUAGUUUUAGUGCUUACAGUUGUCUUCCAGUUCAAGUCACCCACAGUAAUGGACCAGGUUAAUGAAGACAGUGCUACUGCUGAGAGUCAAAAGGAACGUUCGAUUCUGAAACAUUUUAUUGCAGAGGAACAAUCGGAAGGUGAUGGUGCCACUGUGAGAAGAUCGGUGGGGUCCUAUCAAAUGACAAGGUUUUCACCAUUCUUAAUGUUGGAUGACUUUAAAGUGACUCCACCAGAGGGGUUCCCCGAUCAUCCUCACCAUGGUCAGGAGACAAUUACUUACGUGACAGGUGGCAUACUUGCACAUGAAGAUUUCACAGGUUCUAAGGGUGUCUUGUACCCUGGUGAUUUGCAAUUCAUGACUGCUGGGAAGGGGAUUGUGCAUUGUGAGAUGCCGGUAACCAUGAAUGAUAGUGCAGUUAGCACAGGAUUACAGUUUUGGGUUGAUCUGCCUGCUGAUUUGAAAAAUUGUGAACCAAGAUACAGAAAUUUAAGGGCAGACACAAUUCCGGUGGUUCAAGUCAAUGAUAAUUUGAAUGUUAAAGUUAUUAGUGGUAAGUCAUAUGAUGUGGAAUCCGUAAAAGAUUUGGCGUAUACACCAAUUGAUUUCUAUUAUUUUAUUUCAAAUAAGGCAGGUACAGAAUUUGCUCAAGAGAUCCCUCCAGAUUUUAAUGCCUUCAUUUAUGUCACUAAGGGAGCCAUUACUAUUGGCGAAGAAGUAUUCAAAGUGCACUCUUCAGUUUUCUUCCAAACAGAUGGGAAUUUCAUUAGAGGUUUUACUGCAUCAGAUAACACCGAAUUUGCCGUUAUUGGUGGGAAGAUCUUGGAUCAGCAAGUAGUGCAACAUGGUCCAUUUGUGGAAACUACAAGAGAAAAAUUAAUAGAAGUGUUUGAUAACUAUCGGGCGGGAAUUAAUGGUUUUGAAAAGGCACUUGGCUGGAAGUCAUCCAUUUCUAAUGGUAUUGAUGAGCAAACUGCAAGGGAAUGGUACAGUUAA
Molecule: messenger RNA, 1083 nt
Organism: Naumovozyma castellii
Lineage: Eukaryota; Fungi; Ascomycota; Saccharomycetes; Saccharomycetales; Saccharomycetaceae
Product: pirin family protein
Exons: 1
Coding region: 1-1083 (360 amino acids)
Source: RefSeq, a predicted model, not a curated record